AUGUCGAAUUAUCAAGGCCGAAAAUCGGAAUAUACGCCAACGGUCUACACACGUUAUUUUGAACGAACUGAAACUCCUAAACAGUCGAAUGGUCAUAUCUAUUUCGACGACGAGCGCGACGAAAAAGCGUCAAAUUAUCAAAUAAAACGUGAUCUUAUAUUUAAACGAUUAUUCCCUUCCAAAUAUGCUCAAUCAAAUAAUGAACAAUCUGAAGCCGACAAAAAUGAACCAAAGAAAACUAAUACUUUGUCAAAUAAUGAUGCUGCUCAGCCAUUAGGUGAUUUUAUUCCACUUUCUAGUUCAAAAAAACAACCAAUAUCUGAAAAAGAUAUCACACUUUCCAGUUCAGAUGAACUUAACGAUGAUGAUGAUGAUGAUGUUUUAGUAGAAGCACAACUGCCGACAGUCGCACAUGAAUCAAUUAUUGGUCAUGUUCAUCCUCGUACAACAAUCGAAAACGUUCGAGCAAUUCUCAUUCGUGAAUUCUAUCAACGUACCAGUGAUUCGCAUACGGAAUGGUUGAAAUGCAAAAUGGAAUUGCCCAGAGAAUACAUUAAUCCGAAGUAUUAUGCUGAUUUUCAGCGACGAUAUAGGAAAGAUAUUCAGAGGAAUGCCACGGAUAAGAAGAAAUUGAAUUCAACAAAAACUAAAACUGAUAAUGGUUAUCAUGCUUUUAAUUCAACGAAAACUAACCAAAUUACCAAAGAAACUACUGUUAAAUCUGAGAAUGACGAAAUCAUCGAAACUUCGUACAUAAAAUCGGUUAAAGGCAAUUCAUCUUCAUCACCCAUUGUUCUUUCCAACAGUGCUUCUGUUGAAUCCAAGUCUCCACCUGAAUUUAUCGUUCUUGACACCGAAGACGAUGAUAAUGAUAAUAAUCUCGAUUCCACUACAAACACCUCGUACUUCAUCGAUCGUUCGUCGACAUCAUUCGCCAGCGCAUUUCAACCAACAACUGACACAUCUAACAAUGAUUAUCACGAAGAAGAUUCCAAAUACGCGCAGUUACCAUCCCGUGCGACGUCUUCAUCAACUGUGAUUCGUCCUAUUCUCAGUAAACAUCAACGACGUCGACAAAAUCAAACGAAACCGUCGACCAAACCGCUUGUCUCUGCAAUCGAUCGCAUUAUCGAUCAUAUGGAUCAAUCGAAAACCUUAAAUGAUUCACAUACAGCAGAAGAACAAAAUCUUCUCAUAAAACAAGUUAAAAAGCGCAAGAAAAAGAAGAAGAAUAAGUCAGUUCCUGCUAGUUAA
This is a messenger RNA of Adineta ricciae, 1254 nucleotides long. The record is from the annotation of a GenBank genome assembly. Lineage: Eukaryota; Metazoa; Rotifera; Eurotatoria; Adinetida; Adinetidae.